AUGGGCAACGUUUGCCAGAGAUUUCGGGGCUACUUGAAACUCUGUAUGCCUUGCUUGUUCCGGGAGGCAGAAAUAUCGAUGGUGAUUGAGAACCCAGGAGCCUGCGAAGGGCCACCUGAAGUUGCCCCACCACAGAUUCAGGAGUCCCGAAAAAGUCGGGGCCACUACUUUGUAGCUCUAUUUGAUUACCAAGCGAGGACAGCAGAGGACCUGAGCUUCCAUGCCGGGGAUAAAUUUCAAAUACUGGACACUUCUCAAGAGGGCUGGUGGUUGGCCAGACACUUGGAGAAAAAGGCAGGCGGUUCUGGCCAGCAACUACAGGGCUAUAUUCCUUCUAAUUAUGUGGCGGAGGACAAGAGCCUACAGGCAGAGCCGUGGUUUUUUGGAGCAAUCAACAGAGCAGAUGCACAAAAACAACUAUUAUAUCCAGAAAAUCAGACGGGUGCUUUUCUAAUCAGGGAAAGUGCAAGUCAGAAAGGAGAUUUCGCCCUUUCAGUUUUAGAUGCAGGAAUUGUAAAACAUUACAGAAUCAGAAGACUGGAUGAAGGGGGCUUUUACCUUACUAAGAGAAAAACCUUUUCAACACUGAGUGAAUUUGUGAGUCACUAUUACCAGACAAGUGAUGGCUUGUGUAUCAAGCUGGGAAAACCAUGCUUAAAGAUUCAAGUUCCAGCAACUUUUGAUUUAUCAUAUCAAACUGUAGACCUAUGGGAAAUAGAUCGCAACUCUAUUCAGCUUCUGAGGCGAUUGGGAUCUGGUCAAUUUGGUGAAGUGUGGGAAGGCCUAUGGAAUAAUACAACUUCGGUAGCAGUCAAAACAUUAAAACCAGGUUCAAUGGAUCCAAGAGACUUCCUGAGAGAGGCACACAUAAUGAAGAAGCUAAGACAUCCAAAGCUGAUUCAACUUUAUGCUGUUUGCACUUUAGAAGAUCCCAUUUAUAUUAUUACAGAGUUGAUGAGACAUGGAAGUCUACAAGAAUAUCUUCAAAAUGAUGCUGGAGCAACAAUCCAUCUGAAUCAGCAGGUAGACAUGGCAGCACAAGUGGCCUCUGGAAUGGCUUAUCUCGAGUCUCAGAACUAUAUUCAUAGAGAUCUGGCUGCCAGAAAUGUCCUGGUUGGUGAACAUAAUAUCUACAAAGUGGCAGAUUUUGGACUUGCAAGAGUUUUUAAGUUAAAUAAUGAAGACAUCUAUGAAUCCAAACCCGAAAUUAAGCUGCCUGUAAAGUGGACUGCACCCGAGGCCCUGCGUGAUAAUAAAUUCAGCGUUAAGUCCGAUGUAUGGUCAUUUGGAAUCCUUCUCUAUGAAAUCAUUACCUAUGGCGAAAUGCCUUAUAGUGGUCUGAAAGGUUAUGAAGUAGUACAACUGUUAAGUAAAAAUUAUAGACUUCCUCAACCAGCUAAUUGUCCACGGAAAUUCUAUAGCAUCAUGUUGGAUUGCUGGAAGGAAAUACCAAAGGAAAGGCCAAAAUUUGAAACACUGUAUUACAAAUUUGAAGACUAUUUUGAAACAGACUUUUCAUAUGAUGCCAAUAAUUUUGAAAGGUUUGAAGACUGA
This is a messenger RNA of Suncus etruscus (white-toothed pygmy shrew), 1554 nucleotides long. RefSeq names its product fyn related Src family tyrosine kinase (gene FRK). NCBI's taxonomy places the organism in Eukaryota, Metazoa, Chordata, Mammalia, Eulipotyphla, Soricidae. Gene Ontology annotation, biological process: protein phosphorylation; cell differentiation; innate immune response. Gene Ontology annotation, cellular component: extrinsic component of cytoplasmic side of plasma membrane. Gene Ontology annotation, molecular function: ATP binding; non-membrane spanning protein tyrosine kinase activity; signaling receptor binding. The record is from RefSeq and is a predicted model, not a curated record.